AGGUGGGUGAGCUUCGGAAGAAGGAAGUGACCUGCUCAUGUUCAGAUUACUGAUAAGCAAUUAUGGUAUCAAGUGAGAACAGGAGUCUGUUCGAUUGCCACCCAACUAAUCCAGGCCAAUUACUUUCUUCCUGCUAUGAUUGUGCCAAAGAUUUGUUAACAUACCAAGCCAAAUAUUAUCAAAACAAAAGUUGGCAAAGACUUUUUACAUUUUAGAGAAGUUGGCAAUUUUAUCUUUGCUUUACAAACGUAGCUCUUUAUUAUGGAAUCAUAAGGCUUGGCACCAGGUGGUGCAGCCGAAGAUUGUGAGUCAGCUUGAGGGCCAGGAUCUCACAGCUGCUGGCCAAACGAGCAGCACCCAAAACCAGGGCAAUGGAAUUUUCUCACCUGGGAACCAAAUGUAUUGGAUCUCCAACCAAGGAAUGCCUUCAGAUUCUCUUGGGAUCAGGACAGGACCAAGACAAAAUAAGAUUUUCAGGCUCUCCGGAACAAGAAGGCUUCUUCAAUCUGCUGACUCAUGUGCAGGGAGGACGUAUGGAUGAGCAACGCUGUAACAUUCAAAUUGUACAUGGCAAGAGUGGCUCAGAUCCUGAAAAAAAGGAUAGCCCCAGCCCACCCCCUGAGAUGGACAACUUCAUGGAAAUGCUGGCGCAUACACAGAGUCGACGAAUGGACGAUCAAAGAGUCAGCUUCAACUACCUUCCUGGUUUUCAGAACAGUAACACCAGCAGCCUAUCAGGCUCAGGGGCCACCAAAGUAAGUCACUUCAGAAACUGAUGUGAACAGGGGCAGGGUGGCCAUUAAAACCUGCCCAGAGAGUAAAGAAGCAGGGUUGGUAAAAUCAAUCAAACAGGUUAGGCCACACACCCUGUUCUCAGAAGCCUUUUCUUUGUAAGCCUGGAAAUAGGCAAAGGAAAUAUAAAUACGGCGGCAUCUCUUUUGCUUUUUUUUUUAAUGAGUUCAGUAAUGGCUCUCUAAAAUUCUCAGGAUGGAUCAUGUAAUGGAAAAUAUAUAAAAUCUGAAACCCUGAUAACAACAACACGCACACACCUUUGCAGCACAAAAGAAACGGAGACACUCUUUCCUCUUAUUCCAUCAUCAUUUAGCAAAUGCGAGAGAAACUUAACAUAUUUUUCAAGACAAUAAUAGCAUAAGAAACAGCAAUUUCGUCUAUGGAACUAUCAUGUUUGCACAUGUGCAUUUUGCACACAGGUAAAAAGGAGCAGGGCUUUGAUCACAACUACAUAUCCCUUCUUGCAAUUUUGGACAGUCUGUGGAUGGGUUUCCCACCAGAAUCAUUUCAAAGUUGUUCUCUACCUUUGUGAUAUUACGUAUUUGGAAUCUGGUUGCAUUUUAAUUCAAAUGUAGACUGUCUUUUUUGUACAGGUUUGACUUGAACUAAAAAGUCCUCCAGUGCCCAACCAAUCUGAAUCUUUCCUCCUGGCACCAUCCUCAUAUCCAUGCAUGAGUGGACCCAUGAGUGUUUCCUGCCUGUCCCAUAAAAUAGAAAACCUAUUUUCGAAAGCCUUCCUUGGCAACCCUGGUUCCCUGGCUUCAAGGAGUGGCCAAAUAUAGUUACCACCUCAUUAGCACCUAUGUGGACCAAACUGCUACUUCUUUUUUCCUCACAUCAUCAAACAGCUUGUUUUCUCAUGGGCAUCAACACUCUGAUCUCAGUAAGUCAAGCAAUCAGAAGGGAAUAGGACAGACAGUUGUGCCUUGAGCAAAGAAAAAAAUAUGUUGGUAAAUUUCUUAAGGGGAAAAAACCCCCAGUGUAUUUGUCAUAAGGUUACAGUGUGCUUGCUGCAAAUGUCUCUAGUGAGAACUGUGCAUUAUCUUUCAAUAUGAAAGGACUCACGGUACCCGGUCAUAGCCUCUCAAAAUUCUGGUCCCAGUUGAUUCUAUCUGUGUAUGCCUAUGCUUGUGUGUCUGCUUCUGCCUAGUCAGGCCACUCUACAGAGGGGAAAAUUCUCCUGUCUUUUGCUGCAUUAUCAUCCUCUGCCUAUUUUCUUCUUGCAGAAAUGAGAUCAUCCUCAGUCCUGCUUGGGAAAGCAGCAGAGAGACACCAAUGUGAUGCCACCGAGCGUGCACUGUGCCUCUCACUCAAGAUCAUCCCCUCACUGCUGUAUCAGCCCUGAACAUUUACUGUACAUGCUCUGUGAUUCUAAUAAACAUGUCCAACCAUUCCCUCCUUGUUGAUUUCCUUAGCAGACCUCCUAGUAGCAGGAUGGGCAUGCCACUACAAGACAACACCGCUGGUGGCUUGAAGAAGAUAGCUGUUUCUUGCUACCCAUAUGUAUAAGUGAAGCAAAAAUGUGGAUAACAUUGCUACCAAUUCUGCUUGCAGCUCAGGAAAUAAUGAAGAAUACAUAAGACAAAGAGUUCCGAAUCUCGCUUUCUCCCUCGAGAGACAAAGCUCUCACUGCUGGACUAGAUAACUGGACCUAAAUUCAAUCAAAAAGAAAAUGACACCUAACAUUAUUCAUGAUUCAGUUUCAUGUCAUAGCCUAGAAAACAAAUAUAUUGAUCCCAGUAAGCCCUCUUGAAUUCCUGAUUUAAAUUCCCUGUACUAGAUGGGGUAGUGACAUGUGUUCUCAUUCGAUGGAAAAGAACCAGAAAGGCUAUUGAAAGAAAAACACAUUAAGGACACACUUACCUAUAUCAUCCUUCUCUAGGUAUGUAUAGAAUAGCCCUGGUGGUGCUGUAGUUAAAAUGCAGGAUUGCAGGCUAACUCUGCCAACUUGCCAGGAGUUUGAUCCUGACCGGCUCAAGGUUGACUCUGCCUUCCAUCCUUCCGAGGUCGGUAAAAUGAGGACCCAGAUUGUUGGGGAAAAUAUGCUGACUCUGUAAACCGCUUAGAAAGGGAUGGAAAGCUCUGUGAAGCAGUGUAUAAGUCUAAGUGCUAUUGCUACCUGCAAGGGCAUUAGUGGGCACAAAUGAUUAAAUGUACAUUGCAAAGUAAAUUCAGCCCGCAACACCCUUACAUGUGACACCAUGAGGCAGGUAUGAAAGGGAAGAACUACUAGGUCUCAAUGCAGGUCUCAUCAAUUUGACAUCCUUGUGACUUGGAACAGACAUUUAUAACUCCUUUCCACAUGAAAUCUGCAUACAUUUUAACAACAUAUAUUCAAGGAACAUUAAAAUUUAUUUAUUUAUUUAUUUAUUUAUUCGUACUUUUAUACCGCCCUAUCUCCCUAGGGACUCAGGGCGGUGUACAGCCAUAUAAAAACACAUAAAUAUACAAAGUAAAACAUUCAUCUAAAAAACUUAUUAUAUAGGCCAAAAUUUAAAAUAGACAUAUAAACAAUAAAACCCAAUUUAAAACCAAAUCUAAAAUUUAGACAUUUAAAAUUUUAAAAAUUAAAAAAAAAAAUCUAGUCCAGUCCUGCGCAAAUAAAUAGAUGUGUCUUGAGCUCGCGGCGGAAGGUCCGAAGGUCAGGAAGUUGACGAAGUCCUGGGGGAAGCUCGUUCCAGAGGGUGGGAGCCCCCACAGAAAAGGCCCUUCCCCUGGGCGUCGCCAGUCGGCACUGCCUGGCCGACGGCACCCUGAGGAGUCCCUCCCUGUGAGAGCGCACGGGCCGGUGGGAGGCAUUCGGUGGCAGUAGACGGUCCCGUAAGUAACCCGGACCUAUGCCAUGGAGCGCUUUGAAGAUCAUUACCAAAACCUUGAAGCGCACCCGGAAAACCACAGGCAGCCAGUGCAGUCUGCGCAGGAGGGGUGUUACAUGGGAGCCACCAGGGGCUCCCUCUAUCACCCGCGCAGCCGCAUUCUGAACUACCUGGAGUCUCCGGGUGCUCCUCAAGGAGGAAUAGGAAUAAAAGUGCAGGGGAGCUAAAAUCCAAGCAAUAGGAGUGCUCAGAGAAGCUACUGGUUGUCCAAAAUGUGCUUUUCCAAACAGCAACUGGAAUUUGAUUUUUUUCCCCUUGCAAACAUUUUGCGUUUCAUACAAGAAGCUUCUUUAGUUCAAGAACCAGUCUUGGUUUGGUUUGAAAAUUGAAGGAGCUUCUUGAAUGAGAAGCAAAAUGUUUUCAAGAAAAAAACCCAAGAAAGUCUAGAUAACACUUGCUGAGUGGGAUGCUUUGUUUGCAGAGGAGCUGAAUAAUUUCUUUGCUUGCUUUGAAGUGGAGACAUCAGAGACAGCUAAAAUACAACCACCAGCCCAUUGUAGCCCCCACCCCAUUAUGGAGGAACAGGAGGUGAGGAGCAUUCUGAGGGCUAUGGACCCUAGA
Ahaetulla prasina is the source of this 4229-nucleotide messenger RNA. RefSeq names its product Purkinje cell protein 2 (gene PCP2). The record is from RefSeq and is a predicted model, not a curated record. Bases 372 to 776 code for a protein of 134 amino acids. NCBI's taxonomy places the organism in Eukaryota, Metazoa, Chordata, Lepidosauria, Squamata, Colubridae. Gene Ontology annotation, molecular function: protein binding; guanyl-nucleotide exchange factor activity. The transcript has 3 exons.